Messenger RNA from Procambarus clarkii (red swamp crayfish), 3780 nucleotides. Lineage: Eukaryota; Metazoa; Arthropoda; Malacostraca; Decapoda; Cambaridae. The record is from RefSeq and is a predicted model, not a curated record.
AUGGAUACAAACUGGCUAAGUUUAAAUUCAGAAAAGCCCUGGGAAUUGCUAAAUUGCAAGUAUGAAAAGCAGAAAAGAAGUGAUGCCGUGUGGAUAGCAGGACAGGGGAAGACCAAUCAUAGAGCGAUCUUACAGAUAUAUCAAACGAGGAUUAGGAAGAAGUCUGGUCCACUGAAUAAUGAGACAGUUCCAUUAACUGAUAAUCAAAAAGAAAUAGAGUUUACUCUAAAAGGAAGUAAGGUGCAAGAACAAGAAAAAAAGGAGUUAAGGUGUAAAGUGAGGAACAGGUACGAGAAUAAGGUAAUUCCUAGAAGGAGGGUGUCGAGUUUUGAUCCUUGGCUACACAGGGUGUCGAGUUUUAAUCCUUGGCUACACAGGGUGUCGAGUUUUAAUCCUUGGCUACACAGGGUGUCGAGUUUUAAUCCUUGGCUACACAGGGUGUCGAGUUUUAAUCCUUGGCUACACAGGGUGUCGAGUUUUAAUCUUUGGCUACACAGGGUGUCGAGUUUUAAUCCUUGGCUACACAGGGUGUCGAGUUUUAAUCCUUGGCUACACAGGGUGUCGAGUUUUGAUCCUUGGCUACACAGGGUGUCGAGUUUUGGUCCUUGGCUACACAGGGUGUCGAGUUUUGAUCUUUGGCUACACAGGGUGUCGAGUUUUGAUCUUUGGCUACACAGGGUGUCGAGUUUUGAUCCUUGGCUACACAGGGUGUCGAGUUUUGAUCCUUGGCUACACAGGGUGUCGAGUUUUGAUCCUUGGCUACACAGGGUGUCGAGUUUUAGUCCUUGGCACCACAGGGUGUCGAGUUUUAAUCCUUGGCUACACAGGGUGUCGAGUUUUAGUCCUUGGCACCACAGGGUGUCGAGUUUUGAUCCUUGGCUACACAGGGUGUCGAGUUUUAAUCCUUGGCUACACAGGGUGUCGAGUUUUGAUCCUUGGCUACACAGGGUGUCGAGUUUUAAUCCUUGGCUACACAGGGUGUCGAGUUUUAAUCCUUGGCUACACAGGGUGUCGAGUUUUAAUCCUUGGCUACACAGGGUGUCGAGUUUUAGUCCUUGGCACCACAGGGUGUCGAGUUUUGGUCCUUGGCUACACAGGGUGUCGAGUUUUAAUCCUUGGCACCACAGGGUGUCGAGUUUUAGUCCUUGGCACCACAGGGUGUCGAGUUUUGGUCCUUGGCUACACAGGGUGUCGAGUUUUAAUCCUUGGCACCACAGGGUGUCGAGUUUUAAUCCUUGGCUACACAGGGUGUCGAGUUUUGAUCCUUGGCUACACAGGGUGUCGAGUUUUGAUCCUUGGCUACACAGGGUGUCGAGUUUUGAUCCUUGGCUACACAGGGUGUCGAGUUUUAGUCCUUGGCACCACAGGGUGUCGAGUUUUGAUCCUUGGCUACACAGGGUGUCGAGUUUUAAUCCUUGGCUACACAGGGUGUCGAGUUUUAGUCCUUGGCACCACAGGGUGUCGAGUUUUGGUCCUUGGCUACACAGGGUGUCGAGUUUUAAUCCUUGGCACCACAGGGUGUCGAGUUUUAGUCCUUGGCACCACAGGGUGUCGAGUUUUGGUCCUUGGCUACACAGGGUGUCGAGUUUUAAUCCUUGGCACCACAGGGUGUCGAGUUUUAAUCCUUGGCUACACAGGGUGUCGAGUUUUGGUCCUUGGCUACACAGGGUGUCGAGUUUUAAUCCUUGGCACCACAGGGUGUCGAGUUUUAAUCCUUGGCUACACAGGGUGUCGAGUUUUGAUCCUUGGCUACACAGGGUGUCGAGUUUUGAUCCUUGGCUACACAGGGUGUCGAGUUUUAAUCCUUGGCUACACAGGGUGUCGAGUUUUAGUCCUUGGCUACACAGGGUGUCGAGUUUUGAUCCUUGGCUACACAGGGUGUCGAGUUUUAAUCCUUGGCUACACAGGGUGUCGAGUUUUAGUCCUUGGCUACACAGGGUGUCGAGUUUUAAUCCUUGGCACCACAGGGUGUCGAGUUUUAAUCCUUGGCUACACAGGGUGUCGAGUUUUAAUCCUUGGCUACACAGGGUGUCGAGUUUUAAUCCUUGGCUACACAGGGUGUCGAGUUUUAAUCCUUGGCUACACAGGGUGUCGAGUUUUGAUCCUUGGCUACACAGGGUGUCGAGUUUUAGUCCUUGGCUACACAGGGUGUCGAGUUUUGAUCCUUGGCUACACAGGGUGUCGAGUUUUAGUCCUUGGCUACACAGGGUGUCGAGUUUUAAUCCUUGGCUACACAGGGUGUCGAGUUUUAAUCCUUGGCUACACAGGGUGUCGAGUUUUAAUCCUUGGCUACACAGGGUGUCGAGUUUUGAUCCUUGGCUACACAGGGUGUCGAGUUUUAGUCCUUGGCUACACAGGGUGUCGAGUUUUGAUCCUUGGCUACACAGGGUGUCGAGUUUUAGUCCUUGGCUACACAGGGUGUCGAGUUUUAAUCCUUGGCUACACAGGGUGUCGAGUUUUAGUCCUUUGCUACACAGGGUGUCGAGUUUUGAUCCUUGGCUACACAGGGUGUCGAGUUUUGAUCCUUGGCUACACAGGGUGUCGAGUUUUAAUCCUUGGCUACACAGGGUGUCGAGUUUUAAUCCUUGGCUACACAGGGUGUCGAGUUUUAGUCCUUGGCUACACAGGGUGUCGAGUUUUGAUCCUUGGCUACACAGGGUGUCGAGUUUUGAUCCUUGGCUACACAGGGUGUCGAGUUUUAGUCCUUGGCUACACAGGGUGUCGAGUUUUAAUCCUUGGCUACACAGGGUGUCGAGUUUUAAUCCUUGGCUACACAGGGUGUCGAGUUUUAGUCCUUGGCUACACAGGGUGUCGAGUUUUGAUCCUUGGCUACACAGGGUGUCGAGUUUUGAUCCUUGGCUACACAGGGUGUCGAGUUUUAGUCCUUGGCUACACAGGGUGUCGAGUUUUAAUCCUUGGCUACACAGGGUGUCGAGUUUUAAUCCUUGGCUACACAGGGUGUCGAGUUUUAAUCCUUGGCUACACAGGGUGUCGAGUUUUAAUCCUUGGCUACACAGGGUGUCGAGUUUUAAUCCUUGGCUACACAGGGUGUCGAGUUUUAAUCCUUGGCUACACAGGGUGUCGAGUUUUGAUCCUUGGCUACACAGGGUGUCGAGUUUUGAUCCUUGGCUACACAGGGUGUCGAGUUUUAAUCCUUGGCUACACAGGGUGUCGAGUUUUAAUCCUUGGCUACACAGGGUGUCGAGUUUUGAUCCUUGGCACCACAGGGUGUCGAGUUUUGAUCCUUGGCUACACAGGGUGUCGAGUUUUGAUCCUUGGCACCACAGGGUGUCGAGUUUUAAUCCUUGGCUACACAGGGUGUCGAGUUUUGAUCCUUGGCUACACAGGGUGUCGAGUUUUGAUCCUUGGCUACACAGGGUGUCGAGUUUUAAUCCUUGGCUACACAGGGUGUCGAGUUUUGAUCCUUGGCUACACAGGGUGUCGAGUUUUGAUCCUUGGCUACACAGGGUGUCGAGUUUUGAUCCUUGGCUACACAGGGUGUCGAGUUUUGAUCCUUGGCUACACAGGGUGUCGAGUUUUGGUCCUUGGCUACACAGGGUGUCGAGUUUUAAUCCUUGGCUACACAGGGUGUCGAGUUUUAAUCCUUGGCUACACAGGGUGUCGAGUUUUAAUCCUUGGCUACACAGGGUGUCGAGUUUUAAUCCUUGGCUACACAGGGUGUCGAGUUUUAAUCCUUGGCUACACAGGGUGUCGAGUUUUAAUCCUUGGCUACACAGGGUGUCGAGUUUUAAUCCUUGGCUACACAGGGUGUCUUACUGA